Lactuca saligna is the source of this 915-nucleotide messenger RNA. NCBI's taxonomy places the organism in Eukaryota, Viridiplantae, Streptophyta, Magnoliopsida, Asterales, Asteraceae. The record is from the annotation of a GenBank genome assembly.
AUGGAAGAUGAGAACCGAGUUUUAGAUCAAGAAUAUGAAGAUAAACAAGCUGACAAUAAGAGGAAAUCUCAAUCUGGUGAAGACAUUGACGCUGCCAAUGAGAAUCCUGAUACUGACAGUAAUUUCAAGUACAAUGGUGAAGAUACAGAAACGUCUCCACCAGGGGAUAUUCAACAACCUACUCCUGGUUCUAAAGGCGCUCCUCAAUAUAAUAGUCAUUCCACCUACAUGCUUCCUCUUCCACCUCCUCUACCUUCACUGUAUCCUGACAUUGAUACUACUGGUGUUGAUGUUGAUGGGGAGCAUCAUGUCCCUCAAGGGGAACCAAGUGACUUCGACUCUAAUGAAGAUGACAUUCCUCUGAUAAAGAGGCAAAAAGAAAAAACUGCUCCUGAUGUUGGUCCUUCCAAAAGGAAACGCAAGGAUCUUACUGUUACUAAAAUGGAAAAAGCAUGGGGUGUAUCUCUUGAAGAAGCUAGAGAGUUUUCCAGGCUAUACAACAUCUAUUCCUCAAAUCAAAUAUUUUCCAGAAAAGACUCCAAUAAUAUUCAAGAGAAGUUGAUUGCUAUUGUUUCAAUGAUCAAUCAGAUCGAGAGCCUGAACAAGUUCAUCAUCAAAAUGUCAAAGGAGAAAGUGGCCCACGAAAAUGCAAUAUCCAGACUUGAACGGAGCAGGUUUAGAUAUGUGCUAACAUGUAGAAGUGACCAUGAUGCUAUGGUCAAAGUGAGAUGCACUAAUCCUAAAACUGAAAGAAUACUUACAGUGUAUAUCACAAGGCGUGGUAACAAGGAUGAAGUUGUUGAACAAUACAAUAAGGUCUUAUCCUCCUAUGAUUUAGUGAAAUUUAGGUACAUAGAGUGGUUGCAGAUUGUAGAGUUGGUUAACAAGCAGAGGGAACAUAUGUUGAGGGAUUGA